Molecule: messenger RNA, 1023 nt
Organism: Dictyostelium purpureum
Lineage: Eukaryota; Evosea; Eumycetozoa; Dictyosteliales; Dictyosteliaceae
Exons: 3
Source: RefSeq, a predicted model, not a curated record
AACAUAGAAAAUAAUAGUUAUAAUCCAAUAUUAUCAUCGCUCUUUUAUAAUGUUUUUCAUAAUAUAUAUAUUAAAAAAAUAAUAUUUAAACAUUUGAGAAUUUUUAAUAAAAAUUACAGCACAAGGUUUUUAUUUAUUGAGCCUAUAGAGAUAUUUGAAGAUAGCUUACCCCUAAAGUGUAUUGAAUUUGAUGGUAAAUCAUUCGAUGAAAAAUUACCGACAGAUUUUUUAGUGGACCCAAAUUCUACUGCUGGUGUAACAAGGUUCAAACACUUCAAGUUUAACCAGAGUUAUAAUCAAACCAUCUCACAUUAUCAGUUCAAUGGGUUACAGUGUUUGGAUUUAGGCUUUUCGUUUGACAAACCUAUUGGUAUUGGGGUAUUGCCAAUGACAUUGAAGACUUUAAUAUUUUCGAGUCAUUUCAAUCAAGAGUUGCAAGAGGGUGUUAUUCCUUCCAGUGUUGUCAAGGUUGUGUUUGGUGAUCAUUUUAACACUCUAUUAUCACCGCAUUGCCUACCAGAUGCUUUGGAGUACAUAAAGUUUGGAUAUGCCUUCAAUCAAGAGAUAUCCUAUGCUGGCAUUAUUCCGCCACAAGUAAAGUAUAUUAGAUUCGGUUCCCAAUUCAACAAAACCAUAGAAGAGAAUAUCCUACCAGACACAUUGGUCUAUUUGAAAUUUGGCUAUCACUUUAAUCGACCAUUUAAAUCUCCCUCUUGUCUUCCAAGUAGUUUAAAAACUCUCAAGUUUGGAAAGUCUUUUAACCAACACACAAUGGUACGUGGUGUGAACAUAUUACCAACCAAUAUAGAAAAGCUAGUUUUAAAUGGGUUCAAGAAAUCAGUUGUAACACAAAAAGAUAACUUUAUACCAAACUAUCUCCUUUUUAAACUUGCUACUUUAGACCAUCCAUUAAAUAGGCCCACACUCCCACCAUCGAUCACCUUAUUAGAACUGGGUAGAAACUUUACACAACUUAUUUCCGAAGACUGGCUACCGAAAUCAAUUGAAACUUUAAUCAUAGAU